Messenger RNA from Rhodotorula toruloides NP11, 1560 nucleotides. RefSeq names its product aldehyde dehydrogenase. The record is from RefSeq and is a predicted model, not a curated record. Bases 1 to 1560 code for a protein of 519 amino acids. The transcript has 13 exons. Gene Ontology annotation, molecular function: aldehyde dehydrogenase (NAD+) activity. Lineage: Eukaryota; Fungi; Basidiomycota; Microbotryomycetes; Sporidiobolales; Sporidiobolaceae.
AUGUCGUACACCGUCAAGGAGAGCUAUCCCAUCUGGCUGGCGGGCAAGGAAGUGCAGGGACAGGCGGAGCGCAUCCCCAUCGAGGACCCGGCGACAGGCGAGAUCAUCGCCCACUGCGACGCCGCCUCGCCCGAGCAGGUCGCAGAGGCCAUCACGGAGGCGCAGAGAGUGUUCGACGCUGGCACAUGGAGUCGGAAGGCGCCGGCGGACAGGGCGGCUGUCCUCUCGGAGAUCUCGAGGCAGUUCCAGGCAAAGGUGAAGGACCUGGCGGUGCUGGAGAGCAAGCAGACAGGGCGACCCUAUCGCGAGAUGUCGACCCAGCUCGGCCGUUUGCACGAGUGGUUCGACUACGCCGCCGCACUCGCACGAACGGAAGAAGGCUCGACGCAACCUGUUCGAGGGAACCUCCUCAACUACGUUCGGCGCGAACCGCUCGGCGUCUGCGCGCUCGUCUCGUCGUUCAACCACCCGCUGCUCAUCUCGAUCAAGAAGCUUGCGUUCGCACUUGCGGCUGGCAACUCGGUCAUCCUCAAGCCCUCGGAACUCGCGCCGCUCAGCACGCUUGAGCUCGCCAAAAUCGCCCAGUCCGCCGGUCUCCCCGACGGCGUCCUCUCCGUUCUGCCCGGCUACGGCCUCACAACCGGCAAAGCGCUCGUCUCGGAUCCGCGCAUCAAGAAGGUCGACUUGACAGGCGGGACGACAGGCGGGCGGGCUAUCGGCGAGAUUGUCGGACGGAACUUGACGAGCUAUACGGCUGAGCUGGGCGGGAAGGCGCCGAUCGUCGUCUUCGCCAACACGGAUCUUGAGAUCGCGGUGAACGGCGUCGCCUUCGCUUCGUUUAUCGCCUCGGGCCAGACUUGCGUCGCAGGCACCCGCAUCAUCGUCCAGCAACCCAUCUUUGACUCGUUCCUCUCGCUCCUCUCCGCCAAAUGCGCAAGCAUCACCUCCCGCAUCGGCUCGCCUUUCAACAAGUCGUCGAUGAUGGGUCCAAUCAUCUCGGCGAAACAACUCGGGAUCGUGGAGGAGUUGGUAGAGUCGGCGAAGGAGGAGGGCGCGAGGAUCGUCUGCGGAGGAAAGAGGAUGAAGGGGAAGAGCGGGCUGGAUGGACAUGACCUGUCCGCGGGCUACUUCUACCCUGCCACGCUGAUCACCGGAACUUCGACUGUCGACGCGGCCAAGCUGCGGAUAUGGCGCGAAGAAGCUUUCGGUCCGGUACUCGUCAUUGUCCCGUUCGAAACGGAGGGAGAGGCAAUCAAGCUGGCGAACGAUUCAGAGUAUGGGCUGGGCAGCGCCAUCUGGACUCGCGACGGCGCACAGGCGAUCCGCGUCUCGAACGCUCUCGAGCAUGGCCUCGUCUGGGUCAACACGCACCACCGCAACGACCCCUCGUCUCCCUGGGGCGGCUACAAGAACUCUGGCGUCGGCCGCGAGAACGGCCACGAGGCGUAUCGUUCGUACACGCAGAGCAAGAGCGUCAUCGUCAAUUUUGCGACAGAAGAGGAGAAUAGGACUAUGGAUGACUGGUUCCGCGAGGAGGAUCGCGAGGUUCGGUACGGCUGA